ACGAAGUAACGUUUUACCGAUGGUCCAGACCGUUUCAUUUAAUCACUAUCUCUUCGUCGUGCGAUCGUAGAUCAUCAAUUGUCGCGCGUGAAUCUUAAAUCGUGCACAUCACGUUCGUUUAGAAGAACAAGAGAGGAAAGGUAUUUAAAAAGAAAGAAGAAGGGAAGAAGAGAAAGAAAUUACGUUUAUAAUAACGGUCAAAUCCGCAAAAGAACGUUCGAUUCGUUUCACCAUACCGACGAAUCUCUAGACCCGUUUCUGUUUCUUUUUUUUUUUUUUGUUUUAACUUUUGUUCUUCUUUCUUCCAAUUUAUCAGAGCAUUUAAUUCACAAUCAUCAUCAGUGUCCGCUUAAAGAUCGAUCGCGGCGGUGAUUUGAACGCUUGGUCGAAAGCUUAUGUUUUCUUUUCAUACAGUUUGAGCCGAUAAGGAUAAAAGAAUUCGAACGGUGUACGUAACGGUGAUAUCUAGGGAGAAAGGAAUUACACGUCCUCUAUUUUGCCGGAAAUUCACGUCGAAGGAAAAUCUUGGAGAGGAUCGCGGAAAAGUUGUCGAAAGGAACGCGACGAACUGUUUGGUCAUUGGUGAUCCACGAGAGAAACUUCGUUCUUUCGCUUUCUUCUUUUUUUUUUUCUAUUUAUCUCUUACUCUCUCGCUCUACGACCACGACCCACCCUAUUUUCACUCCGACUUCUUGUGUAUUACAUAAAGAGGUACAUUUUACUGGCCAGUUAACGAACCCGCGAUCGAGUGCGUACUUCCGUGCGCGUGUGUGUGUUUGCGCGCGUGCUCGCGCUUUCAAACCUACGCUUUUCGAAGACGACAAAAGAUCGAGAAAGAACUACUAAAGAACGAAGAAAUCUUAUGUAAAUUUGUGUCGGAGUCAAGGACAAGCAAUUGUUUUACUAAGCAAAAAUAAAAAGUACAAGAAAAAGAAGAAGGAAAAGAAGAAAUAGAAGAAGAAGAAGAAGAAGAAGAAGAAGAAAAAGAAAAAGAAGGAGAAGAAGAAGAAGAAGAAAGGAAAGACGGCCGAGAGUGAAAGUUAUUUUAUCACUCGUUAAAAAUUUCAAUUCGCGGUCAGAUCUAUGAUCUAAUGUCGUUUGCCAACGUCCUUUAGACUCGUCCCUUCUUUUUCUCCUUUUCCUCUUGGAGAGGCGCGUGAAAGCGUAGAGGUCAUCGUUACCUCUCCUUGAUCUCUCGCGAGAUUCUAAGUUACUGGAACGACAUAGUUCGGUCAAUCAGAAAGAAAGCAAACAGAAAAGAGUGGUACGAGUCUAAUUCUAAGACAAUUUUCGAUUCAUCGUCGAUCCAAAUAACGUGAUAUUAUGAGUUUUUACAUCUGUCAGACAAACAAUAUCCAGAAGUAUUCCCUAACACGAUGUUGGGAGAAGUAACAUGACGACGUGCUUUCUAAACGUAACACAUCGUGGAUUAGCUGUAACGCGAUUUCUACGUAUUGUCCAAUAAACAGAGCACAAAGCAUCCUGUCGUAUAUCCAUUACGUGCAUCUACGUGUGAACUAUCGACAAAUCGUAUUGGCUUACGCUCGCAGAGUCUUCUUUUUCUUUUUUUCUUCGUUCAUCGACUCUUCGACGAGUUCUUUUAUUCAUUCUUUUCUGGAAGGACCGGUUAAGCAAGAUUUGAAUUAAGGAUGAGGUUUAUAACGUCGUUGUUUGGAGAUGGUUCGCCUAAGACUAUGGGAAGGCAAUACAUGAAGGUUGGAAGAAAUGCACUUCUUGGUAUAAAAUCUAAUCAAAAGGAUGGCAUCUGUUCAGAAAAAGUACCAACACCAUUGUCUAUGCUCAUUUCAAGAGGGGGCAAGUUAAAACACAGUAGAAUAGCAGCAAUUUGUUUUGGCCUGCUUGCUCUUAUCAUUGGUAUCGUUCUUAGCAGUAUACCAUGGGUAGAUUACGUUAUUUUGAAGCAAUUACGUUUAUGGAAUGGCUCGCUCUCUUUUCAAUAUUGGCAGAAACCUGGAGUUGUUCGAUUGACCAAAGUCUAUAUAUUCAAUAUGACCAAUACCGAAGGCUUUUUACAAUUCAACGAAAAGCCGAAACUACAAGAAAUCGGUCCUUUCGUUUAUAGGGAAGAUAUGGAAAAAGUCAACAUAGUUUUCCAUAAUAACGGUACUGUGACCUACCAACACAAGAAAAUUCUAAAUUUCGUUCCUGAAAUGUCCAGAGAUAGAGAUCUCAAAGUAAUGGUUCCUAAUAUUCCGCUGCUUACACUUUCGACACAAAGCAAGAGCCUACCUCGAUUUAUAACGAUUGGUUUAUCGAUGUUCCUAAGUGGAAUGAAAAUGAAACCAUUUAUUCCUUUAACUGUUCAGGAACUUGUAUUUGGUUACGAAGAUUCACUCGUUAGUAUAGCACAUCGAUUUUUUCCUGUAAGUCGACGUCCUAUGAGUAAAAUGGGACUUCUAAAUGGCAGAAACGGUACGUUAAGUGAGGUAUCGACGAUAUAUACGGGACACACAGAUAUGAAAGUAUUUGGUCUUAUAAAUCGAUUAAAUGGAUUGGAUCAUCUACCUUAUUGGCCAGAAGCACCGUGCAAUUCUAUCACAGCUUCUGAAGGUUCGUUUUUUCCUCCGCGAGAUAAAACUGGAUCAGACAUUGUUCAUGUUUGGGACAAGGAUCUCUGUCGUGUCUUGCCAUUACAAUAUCGUGGACCAGUAAAAAAUAGUUGCAUAAAAGCAGAUUUAUAUACGCCACCGGAAAUGGUUUUUGGAAAGCCUGAUGAUAAUAAUCCAGAAAAUAAAUGCUUCUGCAUGGAUGAUCCUUCUACUUGUCCAAAAAAAGGAUUGCAAAAUAUCAGUCCUUGCCAAUACACUGCACCGGUCUACUUAUCUUUUCCACAUUUCUAUCAAGCUGAUGCAGAACUUUUAGACGCGGUCGUAGGAUUAAAACCAGUUCCGGAAUUACACGAAACUUAUUUUAAAAUACAACCGAAACUCGGUGUACCUAUAGAAGGAAAAGUUAGAGUACAGAUAAAUCUAAAGGUAGAACGUCAGCCGAAUAUCGGCGUGGUGGCGAACUUUCCUGAUAUAGUGUUUCCGAUAAUGUGGCUCGAAGAAGGUAUCGAAGAAUUGACGCCAUCGAUCAGAAGAUGGGUUUACUUGGCGACAACUUUCGCGGACGUUGCAGUACCUUGUGUCAGUUACGGGUUGAUUCUAGUCGGUUUGAUAACUAUAAUCGUGGUCUUCGUCAAGGCUCACAAUAACGUCGUGUUUACGCACGAGGCGAUAGAGUUAGGAAAGAGGACUAUUAGAAGAGGAUCGUCCUUCUUAGUAAAUCAACAGCAUCGAUUACUCGUCAACAAGGACUCCAAUUAUAUUUUAUUGAGUAACGAUAUCGAAGAGAUAUCUACCGAUGUAGUUGUAUGAUCGAAACUUUUAGAUAAAAAAGCGAAACGAAACGAAACGAAACGAAACGAAAGGGAACGAAACGGAACGAUAUGAAAGAAGAAAAUAAUAAUACCAAUGACAUUAAUAUUAGACUAUAAGACAUUAUUCCAUAAGACGAAACUACCAUACGUUCGAUAUGUUACACCAAAGUUUCGUAAAGAUUUGUCGUCGAGCUAAUAAAACGAACGAUUAAGUGUGCUAUAAAUGAGACAACACGCAACGCGUUCAUUACUUUCGUGGUUCAACAACGGUUUAAAAGUACAGGUCGUGAUAAACGUCCCGAGAAGAUCGUUUCAUUUUUGUCAUGUCUGUGAUUCCGUCCCUUUAUUUAUAAUCCUCAAAAUACAAACUAACGCGAUUUAGGCCGUAUCGAAUUGGUCGACGAUCGAAACAAACGUCUUCAACUUGUCUUCCCUCUUAUUCCAUAAUUAAAUUAUGUUUCUCUUCGUUGACCAGUUGAGAUGCUCUCGGUUAAAAUCUAGUGCAAUAUUAACAUCAUAUAUUUUAAUAUGUUUUCUAUCAAUGAUUACCAAAUUCUAUUGUUAAACGAAUAUACAUAUGUAUAUUUAUGUCUUCUGUUAAAAGAUCUAACAAUCACUGAAAUAUUUCAAAAUAUAUACAGUUUUUAGAUUAGCUACGCUGAUCUAACUUAUAGGGAUUAAAAAAAGGUUCUAAUAGCAUUAAAAAAUAAAAUAAUAUUUCUAUUAACAUCAUCGUAUAAUUUUUAUAACGAUGAUAUUUUUGCAUUCUUUUUUUUACUUCGAUAAUGUAAUAAUUAAUUGUUAAAAAGGGUGGUGUUUUGUGAGAAUUAAUUGCAUCCGUAAACAUUCGAAUAAUCGAAUAAUAUUUUAUAAUUUUGUAAUUCGUAUUUAGGAAGUGAACAUUGCUCAUUAAAUAAAUGUGGUAUUUUGCUGUUAUAUUAGAAUAAUAA
This is a messenger RNA of Vespula pensylvanica (western yellowjacket), 4332 nucleotides long. RefSeq names its product scavenger receptor class B member 1 (gene dsb). Gene Ontology annotation, molecular function: scavenger receptor activity. Gene Ontology annotation, cellular component: cytoplasm; membrane. Lineage: Eukaryota; Metazoa; Arthropoda; Insecta; Hymenoptera; Vespidae. The record is from RefSeq and is a predicted model, not a curated record. The transcript is spliced from 11 exons. The coding region runs from base 1650 to 3380 and encodes 576 amino acids.